Molecule: messenger RNA, 1029 nt
Organism: Soboliphyme baturini
Lineage: Eukaryota; Metazoa; Nematoda; Enoplea; Dioctophymatida; Soboliphymatidae
Source: the annotation of a GenBank genome assembly
AUGAACCUCAGAUCCUACCGAGAUCUUGUUGAAUAUUUCAAAAGCCACGAUCGUACAAGCAUCGUAGAUGCUCAUCAAGCGAAGGUACACUCUGUGGUAUGGAAUUCGGACGGCGGGCGACUGGCGUCCGGAAGUUUCGACAAAACCGUCUGCGUCUUCAAUCUCGACAACGGAUGCAAGCUAGUGAGGGAGCAGACAUUUCGUGGACAUACCGACCAGGUAGAUCAAGUGAGUUGGCACCAGUCACACUCGGAUCUACUGGCUUCGGCCGGUGGCGACAUGACGGUGCGGGUAUGGGAUGCCCGAAGCCAUAAAUGUGCAGCGACCGUUAACACCAAGGGUGAGAACAUCAACAUCGCCUGGUCGCCCGAUGGUAAUACGAUCGGUGUUGGCAACAAGGACGAUUUGAUCUCUUUCAUCGAAACACGCAAUUACAAGAUCAUCGCCAGCGAACAGUUCAAAGUGGAGACUAACGAGUUUUCUUGGGACAAGAGCAACCAUUUCUUUUUCCUCACCAAUGGCAUCGGUCAGAUCAUCGUCUUAAAAUGGCCUGAACUAGAAAAUGUCGUCACCCUGCAGGCGCACCCGUCUAACAUAAUCUGCAUUGAAUUCGACCGCACUGGUCAGUACUUCGCUGUCGGAAGCACGGACGCGUUGGUCAGUCUCUGGGAUACUCGGCAUUUGACCUGUCUGCGCACGUUUGACAGUAUGUUGACAGCGAAUGUGACGUCCUGCUAUGAGGUUUUUAUUUUUAGGUUGGAUUGGCCGGUACGGGCGGUCAGCUUCAGCAACGACAGCACCAUGCUCGCAUCUGGUUCUGAAGAUCUGUGCAUCGACGUGGCCUACAUAGAGACAGGCGAAAAAGUUUGUGAAGUGAAAUGCGAGAGUCCCACGUUCACCGUAGCUUGGCAACCGCAAAGUUACCUGCUCGCUUAUGCUUGCGAUGACAAAGUGAGCAACGCUUACGGUCACGCAGAACGCGAGGCGGGCACCAUCAAACUGUUUGGACUUACUGCUGACCAGGCUUGA